GAAUAGGUUACAUCAAGACAAGUGAGGUCUCAUCUUCCAAAGACUGCUCACACAGAUGCUUGCAUGCACGCACACACACGAACACCGCUCACACUGGCUUUGAUCCAUAGGACUGCCAGCGAGUCAGGAGAAUGUGCUAAAUCAUGGGGAGGAAUGGACAGUGAACAUCUGAGAGGAGAGAGGUGGAGAGAGGAAGGGAUCAUUUUGGGACCUUGAAGGGGAGUGAGUGCAUUGCAUGUAACAGAGGUUUCAGGUGUGAGGACUGACAGGAGAGGAAUAGCAAGCACAGCGGAGUGGUGACGGAUCCACUCUGAAGCCUAUUGCUGUUUUCGGUUUGGAUGGAAUGGAACUGAAUCCCUUUGUAGCCAAGUGAGGACACUCUUGGUCGAGAGACGUGUGACAAUGACUUUCCCCGACCAAGAUGAGACAGGCUUCUCCUUCUCCCUCUCUCCGUCAUCCUCCCCCUCUCUCUCCCUCUUGCCCACACGAGCCCCCUCCAUCUCCUUCUCCUCCGACCCAUCACCCCCCCUGUCCUCCUUGGUAUUCUCCCUCUCUAACGCCACCAUCUCUCCAUCCAACUGUUCCGAUUCCCCGCCACCCUCAUCACCUCCCUAUAACUUCUACGCGGUGCUCCUGGUGCUGCUGAUCUUCUGCGUGGUGUUUGGCAAUGUGCUGGUGUGCAUGGCGGUAUCGCGUGAGCGUGCUCUCCAGACCACCACCAACUACCUGAUCGUCUCCUUGGCUGUGUCUGACCUUCUGCUGGCUACACUGGUCAUGCCCUGGGGCGUCUAUCUGGAGGUGGUGGGGGAAUGGCGCUUCAGUCUCAUCCACUGUGACGUCCUGCUGACCUUGGAUGUCAUGAUGUGUACUGCCAGCAUCCUCAACCUCUGUGCCAUCAGCAUCGACAGGUACACGGCGGUGGCGAUGCCCAUGCUGUACAACACCAGGUACAGCUCCAGGAGGAGGGUGGCUCUGAUGAUUGCUGUGGUGUGGUUCCUCUCGUUUGCCAUCUCCUGCCCUCUGCUGUUUGGACUCAACAACACAGCGAGUCGGGAAGAGACAAAGUGUGCCUUCGCCGACCCGUCCUUCGUGGUCUACUCGUCCGUGGCCUCCUUCUAUGUUCCCUUUAUCGUGACCCUCCUGGUGUACGCCCAGAUCUGCGUGGUGCUGCGGAGGCGUGGCCGACGCACCGUCCCCCGCCGACACGGUCUGCACCCCCGAGGAGGGGCCCGGGCAGGGGGGGACCACCAGAACAGGAAGUGUACCCACCCAGAAGAUGUGCAGCUGUGCACUUUAAUAAUGAAGCCCUCCGCUACAGCCCCUCAAGUGACGUUAGUGAAGGAGGCGACGGUUCACCCCCUGGAGGUGGAGCCAGCGGGGCAUGGUUUAAUAUCCCAGUCAGACCGCAGCCUCCCCCGGCCUUACGCUCCUCUUCAAUCCUCUGGGAAGGCCAACAACAUCUCCCAUUCGAUCUCGGUGGCACCCGUGCCUUACCUGACCCUUUCCCCGUCAGUGGCGCCGCGCCCCGUCCUCACGCCCCGCGCGGUUACUUUUGGGGAUGGCACGAGGGGCCGUGAGGGAUGGAGGGAGCGCAGUGCAGAUCGGGAGAAGGGAGCGCUGGCCAAGGAAAGGGUGAGGGGGAGGCUGUCACAGCAGAAGGAGAGGAAGGCAACGCAGAUGCUGGCUAUCGUGCUAGGUGUGUUCAUCAUCUGCUGGCUGCCCUUUUUUCUGACCCACGUGCUGAAAGCCCACUGUGGCAGCUGCUGCAUCUCGCCCUCCCUGUACAGCGCCGUCACCUGGCUAGGGUACCUGAACAGUGCUGUCAACCCCGUCAUCUACACCACCUUCAACGUUGAGUUCCGGAAGGCCUUCAUCAAGAUCCUACACUGCUGAGUUGCAGGGAGGAUGGAAGCACAAGUGGAGAGGCAAAUAGGGAUGCAUUGAUGUAUCGGCCAGCAGUCUGUGUCGGGGGACUGGGAGUUACAGUGUAAUAAUCGCUAUCAGCCAAUUGCUUUAAAUCGUGAUCGGCUGGUUGCAUGGCAACCGUAGCUGCCACAGCAACAAACAUUUUUAUUCCAGGCAUUAACUUUUAUUACGCACAUGGAUUUCAUUUUCCUGGUGUGUAGAGAAUCUGCCUUGUUACAGCACUGUUCUCAAGGUUAUUGAACUCCUGGUGCUAUUGUCCUUGCGACUUGAGAAACACAGAGCACACUGUCCUCAUAGUUGGAGCCAAUGAAUCCAGCACACUCUAUGCAGACCAGCUGUGCAAGCAACUUCAGAGUGUGCAUGAUAUUCAGUAGGGGAGGGAGAGGGCGCGCCGCAACAACCUGUGCAGUACCGUAGCCUCCCGGAGUGGAUCUUGGCAGCAAUAUACAACGCUACUUGUUACUAGGAAUAAAUCAUUGUACAGCGUACUCGUUCUUCCUGUGUUAUAUGGUGUAAAGGGAUGGGGAUUGGAUGCCACAAUGAAUGGCUGGUAGAUUUACCUUACACAUUUGCAGGUGAAACAAAAAAGUUAACUUGAUGUCCUUCCUAGAAGAAUUUAGUGUUUUUCAGGCUGCAAACUGUGGGAUUAUUUACAAAUCUUCAGACACACAGCUAAUUUAAACAUAUUAAUCCCUACCAAAAGAACAACAACAAGCAGUUUUGAGAGUUAAAUAGCUUACCUAACUUAUUUACUACAUUUAUAAACAGGCAGAGAAAGGGACUUUGUAUUUAUUGUAUCAUUUAUACAUUUUCCAUUAUCAGACUUAUUUUGGAGAGCUGUUUUUACUGAAAUACAUGGGAAGAUAACUUUUAUAUGAUUACAUUUACAUUUGUUGAAAUAAGAUUUUUAUUUCAUUUUUGCCAGGCUACACAGCUACAGAAAUGACAAAACAUCAGUAGCGGUAUCGAUAUCAGCCGAUUGUGGAAUAUGGAUAUCAGUUAUCGGCAUGGUCCAACACUUUUCUUAUUGAUGCAUCCCUAGCAAAUAUAGCAGACUACAAACUAAAAAGGGAAAAGUGGGGUAACAGUUGACAAGGUGACAAGGAGACUUGUCCCUUGCUCACAAUCAUCGCUGGAUGUAGACAAUUUAAACAGAAUCUAAGACAAGAUUUAAACCGAAGAAAGCUUAGACAAAAAUACAUUAUAAAAAAAGCCAUGGGAAUUGAAGGGAGGCACACUACUGUACAUGGAAAACAGAGAGACAUUGUAAAACGUGGCUCUCGUCUAUAGGCCGACAGUUCCCCUGAGGCAGGGAACAAACAGGCAAUAGACUGGCUACAGUGGCUCAAGUGUCUCACUCUGGAUGACGAGGACUCAGUGUGUCAAUCCCUCUCUGAUAGUGCUCUGAAAUGCAUAGUGUCAAAGCCUCAGCAGAUAAUGGCCCUGUUUUUACACAGAGACAGCGUUUACAGACGUUGUGAGGUGUCUUUAAACAAGAUACAAUUGGAAAUGUUGGACAGACGACCAGCCGUGGACUCCUGCACAGUCAGUGUUUUUCCUGUAGAGAGCAGGGCAUGGUUUCUCAUUUUGUCCCUGUGUAAACGUAGUAAUAUCACGCCACAUUACGACCAGUGGAGGUUUGUUUUUCGUGCAAAUUGUGUGUUUGUGCAAAUUGUUCAGUGGGCUUAUAGGAGCUGUGCUGUAAAUGUCUGUACAAAUCUUUAUUAUAAUAAACGGACUGUUAUUGUACAGAUGGAGGUAAUACAUUAUUUUAGUCAUGUCGUUUCUGGUCUAUUUCAAGUCAGCCGUGCUGCAGGGUGGGGCUCACAGCACAUGGGAAAUCAAUUCAGGAGUUAAGAAAAUUGCAUUCCCAGCA
This is a messenger RNA of Esox lucius (northern pike), 3802 nucleotides long. It is a transcript of the gene drd2l, whose product is annotated as dopamine receptor D2 like. The transcript has 8 exons. Gene Ontology annotation, molecular function: dopamine neurotransmitter receptor activity, coupled via Gi/Go; G protein-coupled receptor activity. Gene Ontology annotation, cellular component: presynaptic membrane; glutamatergic synapse. Gene Ontology annotation, biological process: adenylate cyclase-inhibiting dopamine receptor signaling pathway; adenylate cyclase-activating adrenergic receptor signaling pathway. Lineage: Eukaryota; Metazoa; Chordata; Actinopteri; Esociformes; Esocidae. The coding region runs from base 403 to 1893 and encodes 496 amino acids. The record is from RefSeq and is a predicted model, not a curated record.